AUGUCUGUCCCGCUGGAGACCGUGGUUCUCAUGAGUCGGGGCUGCUGUGGUACCGCUGUCUUCGCGGCAGCUUUAGUCCCGCAUGCGUUCCUGAGCCUCCUCGGCAUCGGCCGCUCGAUACAGGUCAAAGGGACAAUGACUGUGUUUAUGUUUCUGGUAGCUCUCUGUCUCCUCAACGCAGCCACCUUCUUUGCCAUUGUCAUAGAAGCUUUAAAGCACGGCUCAUUACCCGACCCAGCCGCCGCCAUUUGCGAGACAGCACUUGUUCUCGCCACGUUGAUCCAUGCCGAGCAGCUACAUCAGAACAAUGGGAAAAGCUCGGCCUGGAUCGUACGGACCGCAUCUUGGGUCCUGCUCCUCACCUCUGAGCUCCUUGCACUCGGGCGGCUGGGCCUGAUGAGCCGUCAUGGAAUCUCACUCGCUCUCCAGAUCGCCGUCGCCAUCUGCAUGGUCAAGAUUGUGAGUUACGCCGCCAUCAUACAGCACACGCUGCCCAUAAUUCUUGACGCUUAUGGGGCCGUGACCGUGUCCAGCCCAAUUUCGCCCCUGACAGUCAACAGCAUUGACGACAUUCUGGGUCUUCAAAUGGAGAGGGAGGCUAAGAAACUUGGAGGCUGGUGGCCCUUGAUCAAACGGUUUGGCGUCUUUUUCGAGAUACUUCCUAUGAGCCAGCCGCUGCAAAUAAUCCAGGCCGCCGCUUCCUUGAUUCUUCUGGUACUUGGUCAAAUUGUCAGCGUACAGGAGCAGCUCGCUUUUGCUUCCUUAUUCGACGCAGCUGCGGCCGGCUCCAAUGUAUGGCAACCGUUGAAAGCAAGUCUCCUGUUGUGGAUGGCCAACGUUUUGCUCCCUUUCCUACAUGGGAUGUUGCGCAUGGAUUCGGGGUUGAGGCGGGCUAAAGCUUUCACCGUCGGCGUGCACGCCAAGAUACUGUCGCUUGACCCAGUCUUCCACUCGCUGACCAACCCGACCGACUUGACCAAAAUCACCGACAAUUCCAAGGACUUGGUAGAUCUCGUCGACUCCGUUCUUUUCACCCAUCUGACUAACGCGGUUGGGCUUUUGUUUACAGCCAGGAGCCUCAUCCGCCGUUAUGGGCCCCUCAUAUUUGUCGUCAUAAUAUACCAGGUCAUCUUCACUGCUCUAAUCGACAAGAUAGGCGUGGAGAAGCGAGCUGAGGCCAGCAGUCAAGUACAAAAAGCCAAGCUUUUCCAGGAGCGACGGCGACAGGACGCCCUACGGGGCUGGACGACGCUUUUUAACAACAACCAGGUCCAGCACGAAAUCGAGCGCUUCAAGUCGGUCGCGGACUGCGUCAUCGAACAGCAGCGCAAGCUCGACUUUUUGCGGCUUACCUUCUGCCUACUUCGGAGCUUAAUCGGCUUUUGCGGCAUCGCCGCCGGCUAUGCGCUCAUUAUUUAUCAGUACGGUCAGGGCAGCACGAGCAUCGGUGACUUGAUGGCUUUCAUGUCUGUCUGGGGAGGCCUUUGGUCGCGCUUCAAUGAUCUGAUUCGGGUUGUACCCGACACCCUCGAUGCUUUCAUGGAUGCAGCCCCGUUGCGGCGGGUCCUGGAGAGGACGUCGACGACUGAGACCAGGGACGCCGAGCUCAAGUGCCCUGAUGGAGGGCUGGAGUUACGCCAUGUUAGCUACUCCUACCCGGGGAGAGAUAAACGGAUCAUCGAUGGGCUGAACUUGUCCAUCAAGCCGCGAUCCAAAGUCGCGCUUAUUGGUCCCAGCGGCACCGGAAAGUCUACCCUGCUCGGACUAUUUAUGCGCCAUCUCAGCCCGACGAUUGGUGCGGUUAUAAUCGAUGGCCAGGACACCAGGGAGGUCAGGAAGGAUUCCUUCCAUGACUCGGUUGGCAUGAUGCCCCAGAUACCCCACAUGUUCAACGCCACCGUCAUGGAGAAUAUCAAAGUAGGUAAAGCGGAGGCAACGGAUGAGGAGGUAUACCAAGCCUGUCGAAUGGCCGUAAUCCAUGAUGCCAUUAUGAGCCGGCCAGAAGGUUACAAAACGCACAUGGGGGAGCAUGGAGGAUCAUUCUCAGGAGGGGAGAAGCAGCGAAUGGAGUUUGCUCGGUUAUUCCUAAAGAAGCCCAAGAUUGUUAUUCUCGACGAGCCGACAGCCAGCCUUGACGCCGAGUCCGAGAGCAAAAUCCUGCAAAACCUCAUGUGCCAGUUUGGCGAUGUAACCAUUAUUGUCACCACCCACCAACUUCGUCUUAUUCAAGACUUUGAUAGAAUAAUAUUCAUUGGCUCGGGCGGAAAGAUCCUAGAGGACGGCCACCACGAUGAAUUGCUAGCUAGGAACGGCAAGUAUGCCGAGUAUUGUCAAGCAGUUAAGAUGGCUUGA
Pyricularia grisea is the source of this 2352-nucleotide messenger RNA. RefSeq lists its product as uncharacterized. NCBI's taxonomy places the organism in Eukaryota, Fungi, Ascomycota, Sordariomycetes, Magnaporthales, Pyriculariaceae. Bases 1 to 2352 code for a protein of 783 amino acids. Gene Ontology annotation, molecular function: ABC-type transporter activity; ATP binding; ATP hydrolysis activity. The record is from RefSeq and is a predicted model, not a curated record. Gene Ontology annotation, biological process: transmembrane transport. Gene Ontology annotation, cellular component: membrane. The transcript is spliced from 3 exons.